CCCACAGCGGCGCACGGCUGCGCCGAUUUCUUUCGGGAGGCAUGGGGAGGCCGCGACGCGACGUUUCGGGAUUCUACCGGGCGCGGCAGGGAUGCCCGCGACCCCUGCCCACCUGGGCAAGUGGUCGAGUCCGAUGCUGCUAUGAGAUCACGCUGUCCAUCACAGGGGCUCACUCUGCUCUUCCCUUCUCGAGAGGAGGAGUUGGAGACACUGCUGCUGAACCUGGAGCGCGCUACUAAGAGGUGGGGUCUUACCAUCAGCGCCACCAAACUAAGCACCUGCCUGGGCCCCGCUGACCCCUCCGCGGUGUCGACGCUGAGCCAUGGGCGAUUGGAGCUUCCUGGGCAACGUCCUCGAGAAGGUCAACGAGCACUCGACGGUGCUCGGCAAGGUGUGGCUCACGGUGCUUUUCAUCUUCCGCAUGCUCGUGCUGGGCACGGCCGCCGAGUACGUGUGGGGGGACGAGCAGUCGGACUUCGUGUGCAACACUCAGCAGCCGGGCUGCGAGAACGUCUGCUACGACGAGGCCUUCCCCAUCUCCCACGUGCGCCUCUGGGUGCUCCAGAUCGUCUUCGUGUCCACGCCGUCGCUCGUCUACGCCGCCCACGCCGUCCACCACCUGCGGGGUCGCGCCAAGAGGGCCACGCUCGCCACGGCCGCCGCCGCCAGCGCAAAGGCCGCGGCGGCGGCGGCCGCGGCAGCGCGAUCGGGCGGCCCGCUGCCGCUCAAGGUUGCCGGCGGCGGUGGCUACUGCUCGGACUACCUGGGGCCGGCCGAUGACGGCGCCCCGCUCGUGGAGAAGGACGUCGACGACGAGAAUGCGAUCAACGCCGAGGGCGGAAAGGUGCGCCUCGAGGGUAAGCUCCUGCACACCUACGUCGUGCACAUCUUCUUCAAGGCCACCUUCGAGGUGGGCUUCGUGCUGCUCCAGUACUACCUCUAUGGCUUCUCCCUGCGGACGCUGUACCGCUGCAGCCGCUGGCCCUGCCCCAACGUGGUCGACUGCUUCGUGUCGCGCCCCACCGAGAAGACGGUCUUCGUCGUCUUCAUGCUCGCCGUCGCCGUCCUCUCGCUGCUGCUCAACGCCCUCGAGCUCAUCCACCUCGCCUGGCGGACCAGCAGGCUCAGCAGCAGCGGCAAGGCCCGGCGACGGCGCUAUGUCGGAGGAGGAGGAGCCGGCAGAGGCGGCGGAGGAGGAGUCGUGGUCUUGGGGGGCGAGGAGGUGGCGGAAGAUGCCGUGGCGCGGCUGACUGAGGACGGCUGCGUGCCGGGAGCGGCCGCCUUCGCGCCCCACAGGCCAUCGGCCCCGUUCAGGGGAGCAUUUGCGAAGGCGAAUGAGAACACGCUGCCCUCCUUCUGCCCGCUCUCCGUGAGCCACCUGACCGUCUACGGCUCGCACACGAGCAAGGAGGCCGCUGAGAAGCCGAGCCUCGCGGCAGACGCCGGAGGCAACUCCGGGAGACAUUUCGGGGGAGGAGGAGGGAGCGGAGGAGGAGGGAGCGGAGGAGGAGGGAGUGGAGGUGGUGGUGGCAGCGGAAGCUUGAGCAGUUCUCCCAAGGAGAUCAAGGGGGCGGACAUCUCGGAUCGGAGAUCUCCGAGCAGAACGAGCUCUCGAGCGCGGUCCGAUGACCUCAAUGUCUAAGAGUUAAGAGAGCACAGGGCUACUUUCUUUUUUUGUCAGACACCAAAAUGGCGACUUGAAACGCCGAUCGAUAAACAAAGUCUCCCGCAACCAAAGCUCACUCGGCACUCUGAUCAUGAAACACAAUCUCCUCGAGCCAAGUCUCAGUUAAAGGUGCCAAUCCAUAAACCCGGGAUCUGGAGCAAAUCUGCGAUCAUGACAUUCGAUUUUUCUCCUGUCGAGUGUCCUCAUCUGAAUCCCAGUCUUCCAGAAUCUAGUCUUAAUCGAGACUCCAAAUCCCAAUAUCCAGUCUCCGAGAUGAAUGAGGAACUGAGUAAAUAGUCCGGACACGAAUCCUUAAUUAUAUAUUCUGCUGGAACCAAAUCUCAAUUGACGCUUCAUUCCUCAAAUCCGGUCAAUGUAGACUCUGAUCAUGAAACUCGGCCGUCCUGACGCUAAAAUCUUAUCAACUCAAAAGUGGCUCUGUGUUCUCUCAGUCUGACAAACCUGAUUCUCACGGUGCCAGUGUACUCUUCUGAAAUCCUACCUGCUACCGGACCUGUUCAUCUUCCUGUAGGUUGUAAUUUGCAAGCGCAAGUCCACUCAGCUUUCCCGCGAGCUCUCCGCCCGUAUUUGUGCUCGCAGGGCCUUUGACGAGGUCCUACCGGGUGUGUGUCAAACCUCCAGUGGAUUUUCGGGCCCCAAAAGACCUCUUUGCCUUCUGGGAUAUUAUAAUUGGUUUUAUACCCUUUUAUCUGGCAACAAA
This is a messenger RNA of Lethenteron reissneri (Far Eastern brook lamprey), 2387 nucleotides long. Its product is annotated as gap junction alpha-8 protein-like. Gene Ontology annotation, biological process: gap junction-mediated intercellular transport; cell-cell signaling. Gene Ontology annotation, molecular function: gap junction channel activity. Gene Ontology annotation, cellular component: connexin complex. The record is from RefSeq and is a predicted model, not a curated record. Lineage: Eukaryota; Metazoa; Chordata; Hyperoartia; Petromyzontiformes; Petromyzontidae.